Molecule: messenger RNA, 6172 nt
Organism: Labrus mixtus (cuckoo wrasse)
Lineage: Eukaryota; Metazoa; Chordata; Actinopteri; Labriformes; Labridae
Gene: sema4gb
Product: sema domain, immunoglobulin domain (Ig), transmembrane domain (TM) and short cytoplasmic domain, (semaphorin) 4Gb
Exons: 14
Coding region: 141-2801 (886 amino acids)
Biological process (GO): axon guidance; semaphorin-plexin signaling pathway; neural crest cell migration
Molecular function (GO): chemorepellent activity; semaphorin receptor binding
Source: RefSeq, a predicted model, not a curated record
GAUUGCGUUCUCAGCUGGAGGAUAAUCAAAGAGUGCGUCCGCAGGCUGCUGGAACUAAAUAUACACACUUUUCCUUUGUUUCAACAAACUUGAGUGCAACUGAGGCUGCCCUUGGACUCAGGGGUGUGUGUGUGUUAAACAUGGGGGACCAGAGGUCAGUCCAGCCCCUGCUGCUUCUGCUGCUGCUCCUCACGCUCCUCGCCAGGAUGUCACAGCUGUGGGCCUUCCCCUUCAGCCCAUCCCUGGACCUGGAUGUCACUCCCAGGACUACUGUCUUCCUGAAAGGUCUGUUGGGCAGCACCCGUUUCUCCGGCGCCUCCCAGAACUACAGCACCCUGCUGCUGGAGGUGGAGGCCGGGCUGCUGUACGUGGGAGGGAGAGGAGCCCUGUACGCGCUCAACACCUCCGACAUCUCCACACCUGCAAACCUCACGAUUGAUUGGGAUGCUUCCCCCGAGCAGAAGAAACAGUGUCUCAACAAAGGAAGAGACAACAAGACAGAGUGUUACAAUCACAUCCGCUUCCUGCAGCGGUACAAUGAGACUCACCUGUACGCCUGCGGGACAAACGCCUUCAGACCUCUUUGUGCUUAUAUUGAUGCAGAGCGCUUCAGCUUCUCCUCAGGCUUUGACGAGGGCAGAGACAGGUGUCCUUAUGACCCAGCUAAGGGAUACACGGGCCUCCUCGUAGACGGCGAGAUGUUCACGGCGUCUCAGUACGAGUUUCGAAGCUCUCCAGACGUGCGCAGAAACUUCCCCUUCCCCACGCUCAGGACGGAGGAGGCCCCCACCAGGUGGCUUCUGGAUGCAGACUUUGUGGGCUCGGCGCUGCUGAAGGAGAGCAUCAACAGCUCCAUCGGCGACGACGACAAGAUUUACUUCUUCUUCACGGAGAGGAGUCAGGAGCAGAUCGCCUACCCGAGCCAGACCAAGGUGUCGCGCAUCGCUCGAGUCUGCAAGACGGACUGGGGCGGUCAGAGGACCCUGCAGAGGAAGUGGACCACCUUCCUGAAGGCCAGGAUGGUGUGUUCGGUCCCCGAAUACGAGCUGCACCUCAACAUCCUGCGCAGUGUGUUCGUCCUGCAGGGUCGAGACGCUCAGAGCAGCGUCUUCUACGGCGUCUUCGGACUGGAAUGGAAGAACAUCAAAGCGUCUGCGAUCUGCCAGUACGCCUUCUCAGAUGUGCAGAGGGCUUUCGAGGGGCCGUACAUGGAGGUGCAGGACUCGAAGUGGAGGGAGUACACGGGGAAAGUCCCGGAGCCGAGACCUGGAUCUUGUAUAACAGAUCUGCACAGGUCCAAGGGCAUCAACUCCUCUCGAGAUCUCCCCGACAACGUCCUCACUUUCGCCAGAAGGCACCCACUCAUGGCCAGUCAGGUGCACCCCAUAGGAGUGCGCCCACUCAUGUUCAAGAGGAGCGUCAACUAUGUCAAGAUCGUCGUGCACAAGGAGCCGGCGCUGGAUGGGAAAGUUUACACCGUUCUGUUUUUGGGAACAGAUGACGGCUGGCUGCACAGAGCUGUAGACAUUGAUGGAGAAAUGCACAUAAUGGAAGAGCUGCAGCUGUUUGAUACACCUCAGCCCAUAGAGAGCAUGGUCUUAUCCUCCACUCUGCGGAGCAUCUACGUCGGCUCCCGCUCUGGAGUCGUGCAGGUGGCCAUGUCGGCCUGUCAGAGGUACACUUCCUGUUAUGACUGCGUGUUCGCCAGAGACCCGUUCUGCGGCUGGGACGGGAGGCAGUGUGUGGAAAUCUCUUCACGUGCACAGAGGUCAAAUAUAACCCAGGACAUCUCGAGAGGGAUCAGAGGCUGCAAGGAGAAUUCAGGAAAUGUGGUUCAUCGAAGGCGCUCUGUGAUGUCAGGCGACGAUGUGCUACUCCAGUGCGAGCUGCGGUCCAACCUGGCGACCCCGCGCUGGACUCUUAACGGCAAAGAACUGCAGGGAUACGGACUCAAUUCGGGCUACCGCAUCGGCACAGACGGCCUCCUCAUCAUCGGCGCUCGAGCCCAGCAGAGCGGCUCGUACCGCUGCUUUGCCGUCGAGAACUCCGUCUCGGUUUUGGUGUAUUUUUACACGGUCAAGGUGCACACCGACCCGUACUUCCCCGUGGAGCCGACGGCAACGACAAACCCCACGACGGCGUCCAGCCCAACAGGUUUCUCCACAACCACGCCCACCGAGCAGCCCCUCCCCUCGCCUCCGGCCCCGAUGCCGUCAAGACCGGAGUAUCAGACCUACAGGCACAUGGAGGCGGUGUACAUUUCCCUCGUGGCGGUCCUCGGAGGGCUCUGCCUGGUGCUGAGCGUGGUGUUGCUUUACAUCAGCUUCUGCAGCAGACGAGCAGGCGCUCAGGACCGGAAGUUCUCCCAGCAGGGGCUGCAGAUCUUAGGGGGCUCCGAAAGAAAAAGGAGCUCCCACCUCGAACUGAAAACCAUCUCCAGCCACUGCAACGGCCGCCAGGGUCGCCGCUCCAUCUCCGUGCCGUCCUUCGGGGACAUGGGCGACGGGUUCAUCCAGAUAGUUCCAGGCGAGGGCGGGUUCUCUCCAUGCAAAACGCCCCCCCCUGCACCUCCUCUCCCAAUGCCGCCCCCUCUUCCCAACGUGGACUACGCGAACGGGCUCUCUGCCACGCUGCCCAGCGUGCUGAGGAAGAUGAACGGGAACAGCUACGUACUGUUGCGGCAGGCCGAUCCGGACGGCAUGUCCCCGCUUUACCACUCCUUCACAGAGGAGCUCAACAGGAUCCUGGAGAAGAGGAAACACACACAGCUGGACUUGCAGCCCGAUGAGAGCUCCAUCUAGGACAAUCGCUCAGUUUGUUUGUACCACUGUUAUUUAUUUUUUAACCCCAAUGGUGACCCAUCAGGUUGUGGGGAGUAUCAACUGUUGUAUCCAACGCUGCUGUCAUUUAUCCAGUGUCAGAGUUCCUGCAGUUUCCUAACUGAUUGGAGAUGUGCAGCUUCCCGUGUCUCCCAAAUUUCACUUCAAGAAGGUCAAAGUUGGAGCUGUGAAAAUAUCUACCAAUCGACUGCACGGUUACAAAUAACACCGGGUAGAGCGCUAAAGGAUGCUACCUCAGUGUAGACUCUCUGGAGACUUGAGAAAAAAUGCCGGUAGGAUGAUGAAAAAAAACGUGCAAAAGGAGCUAAAUGGGACAUGGAUACAGAAAUAAAUCAGGCCAGGAGGUAUUCAUGAAAGUUUCCAGACUUUUUUUAGUGCAAUGUAUUAUAACGCUUCUAUGGAGCUUCAAGUGAUAACACCUCCUGAAAUCUAUCUUUUGUGCAUUGUUACACGGCUAAGAAUAUUUCCUGCCUUCUGCCUAACUUAACCCCCCCCCCCCCGAAACCUGACAGCAAAUCCAGCACAAAGUUUUUUUGUGGUAGCUGUUUCGUCGUGGUAGACCUCCCCCUGGUUUCGGGAAUUUCAGUGUUCCAUUUACGACCAAAAGUUGUUACACAGUCAGGAACAAUUGGGACGACGGAAUUGGCGAGCAUCCCCAUCCACUGGUGUGUGGAUACGGCGGCUAAUGAGGAAGCUACCCGUCUACCUGAGUGACUCUCGGUUCCUCCGACGAACUCACUCAUCCAUCACGUUUAAUGACGAUGUUAUUUUAUGUGUAUGUGAGCAUCCAACAAGAUGGACAAGCAGAGAAGAAGAUGAUGCUACACGAUGGUUGGCAUCAUUUCAUAUUUUGACAUGUAAGACUUUUUUAAUCGAACCCAUUGUUAGGCUGCGAGUACUGUAACAUUUGUUUUCUUGAUUAAUUCAUAUCACAAUUAUUGCCGUUCAUUUUUUAUCUGAAAUUGAGGAAAAUUGUUAAGAAUUUCAAUCAUAAUUGCCAAGAGCCAAGGCGAUAUUUUUCGAGGUGGUGGUAUCGGUGAACAACAAUGUACAACAUUCAAAUAUGAAAAGCUUACUAUGUGACUUUUAGAGCAGAUUUCAAACCAAACAAAUGUUCUCCUUGGACACACUUCCUGUAUCCCUCAGCUCCACACUUCCUCUGUCCUCCUUUCCUGCUCAACAGACAGACUCUUCAGGCCAAAGAAAUUAUUUUCUGAGGUUUGGAAAGUCUAGUUAGUUGUACUCUGAUGUGGACACUCCCUCAUUAUGUCCCUAGUUACAUCGUCCCUGAGUUGGCAGAGCCGUCACUCGUCCCCCACGUGGAGCGGUUGGAGAGGGAGCGGUUCACAAAAACAUGUAUGAAACAUACUGGAGCCGCUCAGUGACGCAUGUACAAGCUGGAGGUAGCGCCUCCCGUCCAUGUGAACACAGAAGUGAGAACAACAAACCCAUUGGGAGUUUUUUCGAAGGUCAUUACUCCACAGUAUAUUUAAGUCAGGUCCAUGUGAUUUUUACUUUAUCAGUAUGAUUUUUGCUUAUGAAGCCUUUAAAGGGAAACAUUAACAAAUCCUCAAAAAUAUAGAAGCUCAAACCAGCGAGCGUCUCACACAUUCAUGACCCUUUUUUUGUUAUUUAUCAUCGUCAUGAAUCCAAUUAGACUACAGGUACAACCCUUAUUGGGUCUUUAAAGGAGCAUGUUUGGUUCUCAGAAGAUGCAUUUUACAUGUUUAAUCACUUCAAGAAGACAAAUCUGUUACAGUACACAAGAGCUCAGGUGGUACAGUGCGACGAAUCUCACAUUUCAACUUAUUUAAAACACAGUUUCUUGACUUUCCUCUGUACUUGUGUGAAUCGUUUUAACUGCAUCACUGUUAUAUAUGUUUGUAGCAAUACAGUAUUGUGUCAGUGCCAAUGAAACAACAUCUGUAGCAAACUCAAAUUCUGAUUUCUUCCUGUUUUUGAAAGGCAGCUUGAGCAGUGUGUUAAAGAGCAGCGGUUAGUUUGUGGUCAGAUUGAUUGAGUCUAUUGUCGACCACAGGCUAGAUUCAAGGCCCGGGGAGGCUGAAAGAAAACCAUGACACACACACUAGAAACAAACAGACGAGAUGCCGUUAAGAAAACGCUUGCUCGCUUGUUCUAUAUUUAAACUGCUAAACACAGUUAUACUCUGUCUCUGUCAGCCUGAAGCUUUGUUUUUCAGAUCAUUCAUCAAACCUUGAAGAUGUCGCUCCUACCUUAGACGUCAAGAUUUAUAGUUUCACACCAAGAGAUUUAAAAAAGAAAAGAAACACAGGAUUAUGUUAGUCAUGUUGAAAAGUGUAAAAAUUAUCUUUAGGGAGAUGUGUGCGUUCUUUGCCGCAGAAGGGCUGAAUCAGAGUAGAGGAGACCUUCGCUCAUGCAACCUCAGUGUUUACCUUACAUUAGAGCAUUGCCAAAACAACAAGAGCUGCAAGGUGAACAGCGCUGCGAUUGAAUAUCACAUGUAGAACUUGAGAGGGAAGUGACCGAAAUGAAUCUCUAAGUGGUCUGUAAACGUGUCACAGCCGGUGUUCAAUAAAUAUCUGUCAUUCAGGAAAAGUGUUGAAUCAGCUAAUGUCCUCGUGGCUCAGCACGUUGACUCGCUGUGUGCAUUUGUCACUGAGAGAGCGAGAGAGAGAGAGAGAGAGAGAGAGAGAGAGAGUCACUGACAGCUACAGCAGUGCUUGGCUCGCUUCCAGAGAGAGGACGACGACGAGGGCUUCUUGUCUGUUUGAGUUAGAGCGCGACUGUCUCUGCAGGUGGAGGCAGACAGGAAACAUUUGACCCCAGUGUCCUGGUUAGGCAUGCAGGAAGAAGAUGUUGAUACAGAGGCAGGAGCUGAUUUACACUUGUGGGUUUUUUUAGUUGUCAUGUUGUCUGCCUUCAAAGCCACAUUAAGAACCAAUUUUUAUUUAGGGGAAAAUUCACACUGAAAAGACAGAUUAGUGUCUUACUGUUGACACAUGAAAUUUAGUCAUAUAUCAUUUGUUUAGUCGGGAAUUGUUAGGAUGAAUAUUUUCCUUUUGUUCGCCUCUAUACCAGUUAAAAAGGCUGUUGAGAGUUUGUGUUCAAUUCACCUUUUGAAUUCAACAGAACAUGAGAGGACAUUUUUUGCCAGAGUUCAUUUCAUGUUUGCUUGUCCGUUCCCUUAGACAAAUGAUCGGACAUCACCUUGUCUGUUUUCAGCCUGCUUAAACCACUACUGCAACUGAUUGUUUACUGAUUCUUUUGACUCUGUUCUCUCUGUUACAUUACGCUAACAAUUAUUUUUAUGAAAAGGGGGGAGUCGGGUGGGGGGGGGGGGUUCAGUGCAA